AUGUUGUCAAAAAUUAUACUGGGUGUCAUCCUAUCUCUCCUCAUCCUUCUGACUAUUGCUGGUAAUGUGCUGGCGUGCCUGGCUGUAUGCGCCUCUCGACGCCUCCGCUGCCUCACAAACUGCUUCAUUGUGUCUCUGGCUGUGACAGACCUGCUGCUCGGCCUCUUGGUGCUCCCUUUCUCCGCCCUCCUCCAGCUCACUGACGACUGGCCAUUCGGCUCAGUCUUCUGCAACUUCUACAUCUCCAUGGAUGUCAUGCUCUGCACUGCCUCCAUCCUCACUCUCUUGGCCAUCAGUGUGGACCGCUACCUGGCAGUGACUAUGCCCCUGAGAUAUGCCUCACUAGUGUUGCCUUGGAGAGUUGCUGUGGCCAUGGCAAGCGUUUGGACAGUGUCUGUGGCAGUAUCUUUCUUGCCCAUCCAAAUGGGGUGGAACACUGUUAAUGGGACAGUACAAAACCAUGGGCCGUGGGCUCCAAAGAGGACAUGUCGCUUUGAGCUGAACAGACCCUACGUACUGACCGACUCCCUUCUCACCUUCUACCUGCCUCUGGUGGCAAUGUGCUGGACCUACCUCAGAAUACUUCACAUUGCACGAGCACAGGCAAAGCGCAUUAUCAGUGCCCGUCCCACAUGCAUCACCAGCUACGACUGCAGGAAUAACCCUCCCACCAACACCACUUUGGUUUCUAGUGUUACAGCGGUAGCUCUGCGGGAGCACAAAGCCACAGUGACACUGGCAGCAGUGAUAGGGGCUUUUGUGGUGUGCUGGCUGCCUUAUUUCCUCUUGUUCACAGUGUUGGGGCUAAAGGAACAUCCAGACCCUCAGACAGUACCAGAAUUUCCCUUUGUGUUAUGGCUGGGUUACACCAACUCAGCCCUCAACCCUAUCCUCUAUGGAGCCCUCAACAGGGACUUCAGGUCAGCCUACACCCAUCUACUAAAAUGUCGAUGCCCUAUUUACAGCAGGUGGAGAAGCAGCCAGCCAUGUCCCACUGUAACAGCAGCCAGAGACCAGCUUACAGAGGUGACACUACUGUGUGGCCACACUCCUGACUCCUGCAGGGCAGGUCAAACAGAUCAGAACUUUGUGCUACAAGAAAUGAGCAGCACGUCAGCCACAACAACUAUCCACUUUGCGAAUGGCACUGCUGCCACAGAUGUCAAUGGCAAUGAAAGGUCGUGCUGAGCCUGUGCUGUUGAGGUGGAUGCUGU
Molecule: messenger RNA, 1214 nt
Organism: Scomber scombrus (Atlantic mackerel)
Lineage: Eukaryota; Metazoa; Chordata; Actinopteri; Scombriformes; Scombridae
Gene: hrh2a
Product: histamine receptor H2a
Exons: 3
Coding region: 1-1188 (395 amino acids)
Biological process (GO): adenylate cyclase-activating adrenergic receptor signaling pathway
Cellular component (GO): membrane
Molecular function (GO): G protein-coupled receptor activity
Source: RefSeq, a predicted model, not a curated record